Molecule: messenger RNA, 1407 nt
Organism: Arachis ipaensis
Lineage: Eukaryota; Viridiplantae; Streptophyta; Magnoliopsida; Fabales; Fabaceae
Source: RefSeq, a predicted model, not a curated record
CGGCAUUAAUGAUGAAGAGACUUGUUUUCUUGAUGAGGGUGAGGGGAGGUGGGGGGAGGAUGAAGUAACUGCUAUUUAUGAUAUAAUAACCAGUUGUAUUCAUUUUAAUUUGCUAAACCUACUGUAUUGUCGGGGAAGCAUCUGCAAGUUUUGAAAAAAACAUAACAAUGAAUCAAGCAACCACUCUCCUUGACAUAAUGAUCAGAUUUCAAUUGUGGUUACUUAAAAGGUUUGCUGGGAAAGAUUGUACAAUAGUUUCUCCACGCUAAUGCUGUGCUAUCUGGAUAUAGGUCCACCAACCUGUUCUUACAUAUUCUGGAGCCAGAGAAGUUACUGUGGAGUUAAAGAUACACCACCUAGCUGUGGAUGCCUGCCCUUUUAAAAAGCAACCAAGUUAAUGAAAUGGAAGGAGGCGCUUUAUUAGGAAUUGAUAAUGAAUUCAAUUCCGGAGCUAAUCCCACUAUUGAUCAGAGUGGCUUUGAUGAGGCUGCCUCGUGCACAUGCCUUUGGAGUCCUGAAACAAUUGAUUCAGCGGUGCCAUGCAGAUGCAGUUACAUCUCAAAACACAUAUGCGGACGCAAUAUUGCAACAUCUGUAUUGAUGGCUUUGCAGCCCUCAGUCAAAACUUCACGAUCCAGCUCUUCACCAGCUACUUCACAAGAGACUUAUUUGAAUGGAUUGAGUUGGAACCAUUUCAGUUUUGGCGGUCAUUGCUAUUCAUGGAUCAGUAUAACUAUGGUGGAAUACCAGCAAAAUCAGAUGAAUCUCUCAAGUUGACAUUAUAUCAAGCUGGAAUAUUGCUGAGUACUUGCCAAAGAAAAUCCAAGCAAGAUCAUUUCAUUGUCAUUGUUUCUCAAUUCUUGUAUAUUCCUUGGAGCUAUGCACAAAAGCAAACAGGAAUCAGGGAAUCAAUGCUGAAUGGUGACUCCUGCACCCCAUCGAUUAACAUUGGAGCUGCGGAGGCUUUGGAAUCAGAAAUGAUAGUAUAUAUCAAAGAACAGAUCAGCUCUUACUUCACGGACAAUCUUUUACGAAUUCUUCGUUAUAUUGUUCUUCACAUAAAAGGGGCAAGCAAAUCAGAAGAUGACCCAAGUACAUCAUCUGGCCUUCCUCAAAUUGUGGGUGAUCAACAUAGAGGGGAUGCAUCCUUGGAAUUUAUCAAGCAUGUCUGUGCUGUGUUGGCCCUCGACCAAAGUGUGCAGCAUGAUGUGUUGGUAAUAAUUGUUUUCCCGAGCUAUAUUUGUUAGAGAGAGAGAGAGAGUUUCCAUGAGCUGUUGAUCUUUUUCUCUAUGUAUGUUCUUGGUCCGCAAAUUGAUAGUUUCGUGAUCUAUGUCAUUCCUUCAUCCUAUCCAAUGUCAUUUGCAGGUAAAAGAAGACAAAUUAAAUAAGAAAUAUUUGCAUAAAUCA